CUUUAUCUUCCGUAAGUUUAGGUGGCUAGUAGUGGAAUGCUACCGGCUCGGAGAUCUUGUGGCGGUAUUCUGUAAGUGGCCACCAGAUACUAAUUUAUCACCGAGCUGGGUCGACCGAGGCGGUUGUGCAUUGUUGUGCUACGGUAUGCGCUUUGAAGAUAAGAGCUAGUUCUGUCGGGUUCCGCCAUGCCAUUUAGUACAUCUGUCUAUUUUCAAACCCAUCGUGCAUUAGGUGACAGUACUACCAACGUACACAUAACCGCGGCAAGGAUCUCGACAGUCCAGAUGAAAGCAAUAUCCAGAGGUACAGGCAUUCUAAACGAUGAGGUCUUUAGUACUUUCGCAAUAGGGGUUCUCAGGAGAACCUUUUCCUAAAAUGAUUUGCGAGGAUUGAGCUUGACAGUCCACGCUGACUGACCCCAGCGCCAAGGCAUGCUGAACACCCGACUACAUCACCCAAAAGUGAAGCAAUACCAAGCGACGAAUCCUAAUGCAUCAUGACUACAGAGUUUGGUACGCUCAGAGCGCUGUUGUCUCGCAUACGAGAGAAUGGGCAGUUCUCAGACCUCACCGUCAGAUGCCAAUCAUCAAGCUUCCACGUUCAUCGUUGCAUUGUGUGCCCACAGUCGCCGUUUUUCGACAAGGCUGCAAAUGGUGAUUUUAAGGAAGCUAAAACGCGCGUCGUAUACAUUCACGAUGACCCUUUCAUUGUUUCAAAAAUGUUUGAUUUCCUUUACCGUGCGGACUAUGACGACUCGCCAGAGAUUACGGAUGAUCCCGCUGCGAAAAGUGAAACUGCUGCGGAGGAUCAUGAUGCUGCGAACCAAGAGGGAAUAUCACCGACGGAGCGUAUUGCCCAAGGUGUCCUUUCAUGGCAGUGGAGGCGUGCGCAGAUCAACGUGCAAAUCUACAUUAUGGCAGACAAAUAUUUGAUUGAAGGAUUGAAAGAUAUAUCCAAAAGGAAGUUGGACUCCAACCUGAGAAAUGACUGGGACGACUGCGGAUUUGUCGCAGUUGUCAGCGAUGUCUAUGGGUCCCAGUGUCCGCCCAGAUCAGACCUACGUGAAAUUCUUAUAAAAUUCGCCCUUCGACAUCUCGGUACGCUUAAGGGUUUUCGUCAGUUUGAUGACGUCCGAAAAGAUCACCCAGAGUUUGUGUACGAGCUAUCCACUGCUUUGAUAGAAAGAGUUAUCGAAUUGGAGAAGAGACCAUGUCAGAGUGUCUCACGCUCUGUUCCUGUUCCAUUCGUGCGUCAAACACUCAGUCAUUUCUAUUGCAGGCUCUGCACUAGGACUUUUGACAGCAGAACUAGCCUUCGGCAGCAUGACACCGCUAGACAUAGCUGGUGCACCGAUUGUGGACGAUCGUUCCGGUCGCCUAAACAAGCUCGAGACCACCGCCUGAAUAGACAUGAUGGGUUUUAGUAUGAAUAAAUCUUGUACGUUGUACCUAGUGAGGAAGGUACGCCUGCUUCGCCGCGUGGAUGGUGUUCGCUCGUUGUCAUAGUGCUCUUGACUUUCUAAAGGUACGGAUCGUUCUGUACGGCCCGCUGUCAGCAACGGGCCGGUGGAGCAACAAUGUACAAUAGAUUCGUCCAGAUUUGUGGGUCGCUCUGCCCAAGCGAAUGGUUGG
This is a messenger RNA of Aspergillus welwitschiae, 1632 nucleotides long. RefSeq lists its product as uncharacterized. NCBI's taxonomy places the organism in Eukaryota, Fungi, Ascomycota, Eurotiomycetes, Eurotiales, Aspergillaceae. The transcript is spliced from 5 exons. Gene Ontology annotation, molecular function: protein binding. The coding region runs from base 498 to 1424 and encodes 308 amino acids. The record is from RefSeq and is a predicted model, not a curated record.